Cloeon dipterum is the source of this 2545-nucleotide messenger RNA. Its product is annotated as leucine-rich PPR motif-containing protein, mitochondrial-like. Bases 104 to 2503 code for a protein of 799 amino acids. Gene Ontology annotation, biological process: regulation of mitochondrial translation. The transcript has 12 exons. Gene Ontology annotation, molecular function: mRNA 3'-UTR binding; protein binding. The record is from RefSeq and is a predicted model, not a curated record. NCBI's taxonomy places the organism in Eukaryota, Metazoa, Arthropoda, Insecta, Ephemeroptera, Baetidae. Gene Ontology annotation, cellular component: nucleus; mitochondrion.
AUGGGAUAGAGAACUGGUGUGAACGAAUCUCUCUUGACUGAAAAUUAAAACUGACCUAUCACCGCAAUUAUCACUCUGUUUCAGUGUGAUUUUCAGAAUAAGGAUGAUUUCGAUUCGAAGUUUGCUUCGGCCGUGCAGGGUAGCUAGUCGAUUCGCAUUUAGAAGAAUUCCCAACAGAAACAAUAGCAGCUUCGUUGCAGGACCAGCUGACACGUUUUCCCAUCGAGAAAAUGUAAAAAAUAACAGACUGUUUGUAAACAACAAAAUCGACCAAAGAUUUUCAACGCUGUCGACAGUUUUAAAUCCCACGAAUGAAGCUCCAGAGCCUGUUUCCCAAUUUGAAUUGUUCCGAGCGAGAGCCCUGAAGAAAGGGCGCGUCAAUGAAAAAGAAACUGAAUCGCUGUUGGAAUUUUUAAGCGACGGUGCCAUAGAGGAAGGGCAGUGCGCCUUCAUGCUCAACUGCUGCGCCGAGUAUUUGCCGCAUUUACCAGGAAUUAGGAAAGUUGAGCUGGCUGAGAAAAUUUGGAACACAUUCCCUGACCAAGGGAGAAGUAAACUGGAUGUCCUGGCGUUUUUAAAUGUGCACAUCGCCGCCACGCAGGAGGUAAAACCUGAGGUGGUUCUCAAGUUGCCUUUGUUGGAGGACAAGGAGGUCCUCCAGUUGUUGCUCGAGAGCCAUGCUGAGUGUGGAAAUGUGGCCAAAUGCAAUGAAAUUGUGGAGAAAAUGAAGUCCCUCGGAUUUUCAGCUGCUGACCACGAGUUUGCCUGUCUCAUCCUGGCUCAUGGAAAUUCAAAUAAUUAUAAAGGGGUGCAGUCCGUUUUGGAAAGAAUGGACCUGACUGGCGUCAAUCGAGGCCGUCUAUCUCUAUUUUCCCUGCUGAGGGCACAAAUUCUGAAUGAAAUUCCGGUGAUCGAAACCCUGAAAAUGAUGCACGACCAGGGUGUUAAACUGGACGAUGAGCAAGUGGCCAAAGUCGUAGUUUGCCUCUCGAAAACGAACAAAACGAAGCUGGUCGGCACGAUUUUGCGGCAGUUUCCAGUCAAUGGCUUGGGCCACGUCGUAAGGAACAUGGUCAUCCAUCUGAUUUACGAAGGAAAGCACGUCUUCGCCUCGGAAAUCUUCCACUUGCUCUUGGCGGACUCGAAUUCUGAGAUUUUGACCAGUAUGCUUGCCUUCUUCCCUUCAGAAUUAGUCAAAUCUGGCAAGUCUGCAUCGGACAUUUUGGACAUCUGCCUGGCGCUGCAGUCCAACUUUCCGAACCACAACCCAUUCCUGUCAUACGCCGUGGAGGAGAGCCUCCGGGACAAGAGCAAGAUGGACCUCUCGAGCGCCCUGCUGGCGCACAUGACGCCCUUGCGCAGCCACUACUUCUGGCCACUCAUCGUGCACAGCAGCUCGACCGAAGAGGCGGUCGACGUGCUGCAACAGAUGCUCAAAUUGGGCCUCCAGCCAAAUUACGACACGCUCACCUUCUACCUCUACCCCAGCAUGCUCAGGUGGGACGCGCCCAUCAAGGUCAUCAAACUGCUGCAGGAGAAGUGCCACCUUUCCAUCUCCACGCAGCUCGGACCCAUGCUGUGCGCUCUUUUGGUCAACAAACAGAUUGAGGAAGCACUCCAUCUGUGCAAGCUGAUUAGGGAUCGGACAAUUGACCUGAAGAAACUUUACCGGCCGAUGGCCAUAGCUCUGUUGGAGAAGAAAAGCUACGCUCAGUCAGCUGAUUUAGUCGCUUUGCUGGCCGCCUCUAAACAUAAAUUCAGCGAAGUAGAUUUUGUCGGACUCUUCCUCAGCGAAUUCGCCAACAGAUGCCAGCCGACUGAACUCCGCGAGUGCAUCUCUCAUUUGGCAAAACAUAGGCUUCGGAUCUCAAUGGCAUCGUACGAGUUGCUGUCCACGCGGCUGAGCGUGAAGCAGGCGGGCAUCCAGUACCUGGACCUGCUGACCGACACCAGUUUCAGUGGCGUCGAAUCCUUCCAGCCGAUCCCCCACCCAAAAAACAUGGACAUCGAGGAGAUGGAAGCGCAUUUGAUAGAGCUGAAAAGCAAAUCAAUGAACACGAGGGGCAUCCUCAGAAAACUCCUGAUGGCGCACUGCAAGGCAAAAAACGUGGAGAGGGCGCUGCAUAUUAAAACGGAGUUGGAUGCUGAUCAGUGCGAACUGAGUCCAGGAAUUUUGUCCUCGUUAUUCGCGCUGUACGUGCAUCUGGAGGACGUGCGCAGUGCGGCGGACACUCUUCUCCAAAUCCAGGAAUACCCUCGAUUUGUAAUGGAUGAGCACAAAAUGCUCGACUUCUGCACGCUCAAAGUCAAAACCGGUGCCGCCUUUGAGGACGUCGUGCAGGUGUUGGAAGAGUACGUGGCUCUCAUGAGGAGCAACAGACGCACACCGAGGAGCAUGGACGCCCGCAACGCCUUGGCGCUGAUCAAAGAAGUGAAAGAGAGCUUCGGAAAUACGCAAGCAGAUAUUAUUUCUUCAAAGCUGAGUGAUAAUGGAUUUAUUUAGUUGGUAUGUUUUAAUAAAAUAAUAUUAAUUUUAAAAUUUGCA